Molecule: messenger RNA, 825 nt
Organism: Aspergillus aculeatus ATCC 16872
Lineage: Eukaryota; Fungi; Ascomycota; Eurotiomycetes; Eurotiales; Aspergillaceae
Product: RTA1 domain-containing protein
Exons: 2
Coding region: 1-825 (274 amino acids)
Cellular component (GO): membrane
Source: RefSeq, a predicted model, not a curated record
AUGUCUUCGGACACCGUGAAUUUAUACGGAAACUAUGUGCCAUCCAAGAUAGCAGCUAUCGUUCUUGCAGCCAUCUUCUUAGUCCUGACUGUGCUGCAUCUGUGGAGGAUUGUGAGAACAAAACACUGGUUCGGACUCGCUACUGUGGUUGGCGGACUUUUCGAAGUCGUUGGCCUUGUAGCUCGAGCUUACUCCCAACACGAUGUCUCUUCCAAGGGCCCAUAUAUCAUCCAAGUCCUCUUGAUUCUACUGGCCCCAAUCAUCUUCUCCGCCGCCAUCUACAUGUUCCUUGGCCGUCUAAUCCGGGCUACGGGCCAUGAGGAGCUCUCCUUCAUCCGCAUCAACAUCCUGACCAAGCUCUUCGUCCUAGGCGAUAUCAUCUGCUUCUUCAUUCAAGCCACUGGCGCUGGCAAGCUUGUCAAUGCAGAUACCUCCUCCGCGAAGAAUUCCGCCCAGACCACAAUCCUCGUCGGUCUGGGUCUGCAGGUAGUCUUUUUCCUCAUCUUCGCUCUCUGCGCGAUCGUCUUCCACGCCCGUGUCUCCAGGCCGGAAAACAAGAUGAAUGUCAAUCCUGCCCUUCGCCUAAACUGGGUGCUAUUCUCACUCUAUUUUGCCAGCGCCAUGAUCGUCAUCCGGAAUAUCUACCGUCUGAUCGAGUACAAAAUGGGGGAGUCGGGCUACUUGCAGAUGCAUGAAUGGCCGGCAUACGCGUUCGAUGUAGCUCUUAUGGCUUGUAUGAUGCUGGCCAGCCUGUUUUGGUAUUCUACUAACACAAAAGGGGCGCGGGUUUCGGGGUCCUAUCCUUUGGUUGAGCAGGACGUAUGA